Molecule: messenger RNA, 4327 nt
Organism: Bombus huntii
Lineage: Eukaryota; Metazoa; Arthropoda; Insecta; Hymenoptera; Apidae
Exons: 5
Coding region: 277-1446 (389 amino acids)
Source: RefSeq, a predicted model, not a curated record
GAGAACUUGCGUGGUUUCGGUUUGUUCCUCUUGUUCUUUCUUUUCUUUCAACUUCUUCGCUCUGCUUUUCUUCGAGUUACAUACGUUUAGUGGCACUAAUAGCGACAGUGGUCGAUUCAAGAAAAGUUAAAAACUGUGCUACUUCUGCUGAAGAGAAGCGUAAAAGUUGUAAGAGUGGAGGGAAGAAAUCGAUCUAGAGGACAUGUCACAGUGUCACUGCACAAACAUCAGGAUGUCAAUCGCAGUGGAUACGUGACAAAAAUUGAAUUGGAAUUGAUGGAAGCUCCGGAUGACAGGAUCCUCGUUGGACCGAUACCAUCUCAAUUGAAUAUCACCGGUGAAAUUAAUUCAACUUAUCCGAAUGGCAGUCCAGAACUAGGUGCAGUUAUACUCAGAGCUGAAGAGGCCUUGAUAGUUAUUUUCGUACUCUUUCUAUGGGCUGCGGCAAUUGCAUUAUUCUUCAAUCGAUGGGGCAAGAUAAGAAUGUUGGAACCAUCUCAACCGAAAUUCCUGCCACAAGACGAACAAAAUUGUACCACGAUUGAACAAAAUCAACUACAGAACCGACGCACAUUCUCGAAAUGCAAUAUUCUUUGCGAAGAGUGUCCAAUAAGGCACGACUCGAACUACGCUUUGGGACAAAUGAGACCGAGGCAAAACAGUGCGUUCAUUGGUUCCAGCGUGUCCUUUCUCCCAGGUGGCGGAGGUACAGCGCGUCGCACGAAAAGCGCGUUCGACCUUCAAUUUUCCGUGUUUACGGAAAAUAACACGCUCGACUCCUCCAGUAAACAGGAUACUUUAAAGAAUUUUAAGCCGGCCUGCGAUUCCACGAAAUUAUUGCUAGACGAACGAAAGACAAGCGUCUAUCAGCUGGACAAAACCGGGACAACCAAAUCUUUUUGUCGAAACAGAGGAAUAAGUGUUUGUCAAUUCGAUGCUUCGCCAAAAUUAUGGCAACGAGAUCGUGGAAUGAGCAUCUGCCAGUUCGAUAGGAUGGAGGUUCUCGCCAGGCCAUUGCAGAGAGAUCGCGGUGGAAGUAUCUGUCAAUUCGACAGAAUGGACGUAUUAGCCAGAUCACUGCAGAGAGAUCGCAUGGGUAGUGCUUACCAUUUUGACAGAAUGGAUGUGUUGGCCAGACCUAAUGUAACUCUUGAUAAAUUCUUGUUGAGAGAAAAACGCGUUAGUAUGUGCAACCUUUUGGGAAAAAAUGAGAAAACGACAGAAGGAAUUCAAAUGGAACGGCAUUUAAGCAACGGCAACGUUGGGAAAAUCGGGGAAAAAGAUACAUCGGGCGAGGAAGAGAGAGGCAGGAUUAUGGCGGAGGAACAAAAGACAUUUAUUAAACAAAUACCCAAAGAGAAGAAAAAUAGCUUUUGUCGAUCGAACCAACCAUCUUGCAGCCAAACUUCUGAUACUGCAUUUGGAUAUAAAGGUACUUGCGUGUAGCGUGAGAACUUGUAGAAUUCGUCAAGGAAAAGCUGCAAUUGUGUGACACAAUUUCCAAGAUAAUGGUUUUGUUCGGAAACGAUCUCAAGAUUGACAUUCUUGCGAAUAUAUCAUACAUAUGUAUGUAUAUAUAACGAAUUAAUUACUCGUUUUGAACAGAAUUAACAUUGUAUUUAAAUAUUAAGUAUGUAUAUUGCUUUUGAUAUGAACACUUUCAGUUCGCUUAUAGUGUUUCCUGUAAAUGAAAUGUUGGACAAAUUUCUAAGAGAAACAUAAAAUUAAAUAUGCAUUGUACAGAAUAACCCAGGUUAGUAUUUUACCAAAUUAUUAAGAAACAAAUAUCUUACACGUAUUUUUAAAUUUAUAAGGAGGAACGACUUGUUACUGAACGAUCGUACUAAAUUUAUAUGAAAAAAUUAUAUAAUCUGUACAGCUAACAGCUAAAAAAUAUUUUGUCAGGAUAAAAAAAUGUCAUGGAAAUAGAUGAAAACUACAAAUUACAAUAAAAUUCAAGGAAUUAAAAAAUAAUGAUAAUAAACGUGAUAAUCUGUCUUUCAAAUAUAGAGGAAAGAUACAAAUAUCUCGUAUUUUAUUUAUUCUUUCGAAUUUUUAUUAUGUUAUUCGAAUUCAUUCUUAUCCUAUUGUAUAUUUAUCCAUUAGUGAUGAAUAAAAUUUGAUUUAUCAUUUUUAUUCGAAUUUUCAGUAUCCAAAUAACUUUUUUACUAUAUCUUACUAUCCCUUACUAUAAUGUAAUAAUGUAAUAAUUUGAAGUGCGAGUACUAAAUGAUAACAGUUGCAACGUUGUAAAUAAGUAGUUGACCGGAUUUAUAAAGAAAGAUAUUCUUUUAAGCAUUGCAAUUUAUACUUCUUUUCUCAAACGAAAUAUAUUUACCAAAAUCUACUAUAGUUUUAGUCUUCAGCUAUUAAAGUGAAAAAUAUUCAAAGAAUAUUCGAUUUCAAAAACUACAGCGAGUCACGAAUAAAGCGACUAAUCAUAUUCAAAAUCAUAUAGUAAAGGUAUUGUUGAAAAGAGAAAUUGAAUAUACUAAAUAUUCUGCCGUCUUCCAUAUAAAUUUAUUACAAAAAAAUUUUAAUUUAUUAUUUAGUUACAAUGCAUCCAUUUAUAACUGUCAUCUACUGAAAGACUAGCUAUUAAAUGUUGUACGGGAAAGCCGUUUUAUAUUUCCAAGUCAACCGUGUUUUAUAUCUCACAAAAAGCAACAUCUACAUAUUCCAGAGUGGCAAUAUAUUUUUAAAUGCAAACUACUGUUAAGCAAGUGCUACUUGUAUAAUUAUCGAAAAGAUAAGUUAUCCAUUGAUUUAUGUUAUUAUUUACUUUUUUCUAUGUAAUUUAUGUAUAAUUUGAGACCACUUCUGCAAAAAGAACCUUGAUAACCUUAUAUCACUAUAUAUAAUUAGCUAUUUAUAUAAUUUAUAGCAUUUAAUUUCCGACAGUCUAGUAAUAAAGUUUCAUCUCUUCAAUUGUAGAAAAACCUGGAACUUUAACAUUCUUCGAUCGUCUAAAACCUCCAUUUUCCAUCAAAUAUGUUUUUGAAUUAGAAAAGUUCGUUUGCGAUAGAUAAAUAAUCUUUACCACUAAUUGUAUCUAUAUGAAAUCUAAAUUUGUGAGUCUUUUCAAGCGCAAUAAGUAUUAUUAAGUUUUACUGCAAAAUAUUACAUCGUUUACACAGAAUUAAUCACAUUUAUGCAAAAUUUCAAAGUGUAAUAUAUAAUAAUAAAUAAUAAUAAUAUAGUGCAAUUUUUCAGCGUUUCUUUAUUAAAAUCAAAAAUCAAAUUAAAACUUAAGAAAAAUAUUCCUCGGGCCCAGCAAACUUCUCUACACGAACCUAUGGAGCAUCCUAUGCACGAGAGCCACAGCGAGUCUCAAGUUCAAUAAUGUCCGCCAAUUUACCUCGUAUCGUAAUGAAGAAAGCUAUAACUAUAUAACAUCCAGUAGCACACAGGACUCUGUAUAUUACACAUUAUUUCGUUAAAAAAUUAGCGUACCUUAUACACGCAAAUUUUCUCUGUGAUUCUUUCGUUGCACUUAUGUAAUGUCCCCAGUUUGCCGCUUUCAAUUUUUAACUAAUUUCACGGAAUUUCCACCAAAAGCUUUUCGCUUUUAUCUCCGAGUCACGGGUGCCCGUGUCUUCCUUGAUUCGUUUUGCUCGCUCGAAAUUUUAUCCCAGGCUUUAUGCGAAUUUUAUGCAAUGUUGGAUUUUGCGGAAUCUUGCCACCUCCACCUCCUUUAGCAUAAUUUCUUCUUCGUGGCCUCACCGAGCUACCCUCUUAAGGAAUUUUUAGCGGUCAAACUGAAGUCUUGUUUCGUUCCUUUUGUUUCUGAACUUAGAUCGCCAUCCUCUCUGACACUCUCCUCUUCGUGGCUCUGCUCAGAGAGGACGAAUCGUCGCAGCGUCGUGUAAGAACAAUCAACUCGCUUUUCCUGUACGCUUCUUCUUCGUUUUUCGUCCUGGAGAUUGAAGCCUCGUUAUGACAGAGCUGCCGCGAUUUCGGGGUAAUUCCAUAUGCUCUCUGGCUGUGUACCUACUGUUGCUACUUCUCCUUCUCUUCCAUCGCUUUUUAUAUCUACCAACACCAAGACAGGUCUUGUUUUGGACAGAACAAGGUCGUUCGACUCUUACAUUUUAAGCGAUUCGAGAUGCGAAGAAAAAUGUUACAAGUUUGGAUUCUAUCGAGUGGAGUAAAAUGAAAUGAAAUCAUAAUCUAUUUCAUGUAAAUCUUAGAGAUCAAACUAGAACGCUCCUUGAGGCUACUGCACUAUAUACAGCUUUGUAUCUGUACAAGACUUACCAACGUAAACUAUACGUUAUCCUAUAAUCCAGCGGUUGAAACAUUAACAGAAUUUAUUACAAUUGUGUAU